GCUACUUCCAUGUUUAGUACGAUCGGUUUUCCGCGAAGUAUUGUAGCACUGUUGACAACAUGGAAGACAGACCCGUUUCCGUAGAAGAGAUCAAGAAGCAUGCCAGCGAAGAGGACUGUUGGAUAGUGGUAGAUAAUGUGGUUUGGGACAUAACAGAGUUCAUACCGAGUCAUCCUGGUGGAAAUGAGAUAAUAACCAAACACGCCGGCCUCGACGCCUCCCUAACCUAUAACUCCGUCCACUCCCCAACCCUCCUAUCCAAAACCCUCUCCCCAACCAAACGCAUCGGCAAAGUCUCCUCCUCAACACCCUCCUACGACCUCCUAAAACCACCCCCAACAGAAACUACCCAGCCUAUCCUAUCAAUCGCCUCAAAGCCGCCCCUAGCCAGCCUAAUAAACAGCUACGAUUUCGAAGCCGUCGCCGAAAAAGUCCUCGGCAAGAAAGCAUGGGCCUUUUAUUCUAGUGGCGCAACAAACCUCGUGACGCGGGAUGCGAACAAGAGCAUGUUUGAUCGGAUAUGGUUUCGACCGAGACUACUGAGAAAUAUCCGGCGUGUGGAUACGAGAACGAAGAUGUUAGGACGUGAGGUGGAGUUGCCGUUUUUUGUUAGUCCAGCUGCGAUGGCGAGGCUGGCGCAUCCGGAGGGGGAGAGGGCGUUGGCGAGAGGGUGUGAGGGGAGGGGGGUUGCGCAGUGUAUCUCCACGAAUGCAUCCUUUACAAUGGCAGAGAUAACGGGAAGCGUGAAAAAGGAUGCCAUACCCUUCUUCUUCCAGCUCUACGUCAACAAAGACCGAAAGGCAUCAGAAGCCCUUCUGAAAGAUGCGGAGAAGAACGGGAUUAAAGGCGUUUGGUUUACCAUCGAUGGGCCUGUGCAGGGGAAACGAGAAGGCGACGAGCGCGUAAAAGUCGAAUCAGCAACCUUCGCCAAAGCCGCCAUCAGCGGCGCCGCAGCCACAAACGACAAGAAAGGUGGUGGCCUAGGUCGCACCAUGGGCACAUACAUAGACGAUACAUUCAGCUGGGACGACAUCGCCUGGUUGCGCAGAGCAACAAAACUACCCAUUGUAGCGAAGGGUGUGCAAACGGUUGAAGAUGCGGUGCUAGCUGUGAAGUACGGGUUGAAUGGUAUAGUGAUAACGAAUCAUGGUGGGAGAAAUUUGGAUACUUCCCCACCCUCCCUCCUGACCCUCCUGGAAAUCCGGCGGCACGCCCCUGAAGUCUUCUCCAGUCUGGAAGUGUAUCUCGAUUGCGGUAUCCGGCGCGGAACCGACAUAGUAAAAGCGUUGUGCUUAGGAGCCAGAGCCGUUGGAAUGGGUCGGCCUUUCUUGUAUUCUUUGACAUAUGGACAAGAAGGUGUGGAGCACUUCAUCGACAUCAUGAAAGAUGAGUUGGAAACGACGAUGAGGUUACUGGGCAUAACGUCGCUGGAGCAGUGUCAUCCAAGAUAUCUCAACAUAGGGGAUGUAGAGCAUUUGAUCCCGAAAGAUUUGGAAGGAGGAUUCCCGGAGAUUCCGGGCAAGGGUGUGAAGGCGAAGUUGUGA
Molecule: messenger RNA, 1544 nt
Organism: Alternaria rosae
Lineage: Eukaryota; Fungi; Ascomycota; Dothideomycetes; Pleosporales; Pleosporaceae
Product: FMN-dependent dehydrogenase-domain-containing protein
Exons: 5
Coding region: 60-1544 (494 amino acids)
Molecular function (GO): heme binding; oxidoreductase activity
Source: RefSeq, a predicted model, not a curated record